AUGCCACAGUUCCCAGCGAUUCCACAUCUCACCAAUGACCUGAAUACCAAUUCAACGAUCAUGUCCUUGACAACAUCGCUGUUCAUUCUAUUUGCCGGCAUUGGCCCUAUUCUGUGGGCCUCCAUGUCAGACUAUUAUCAUGUGCGAAGGUUUUUCUACCUUAUUGGACUCGCCAUCUUUGUAAUCGCUUCGGUCGGAUGUGCACUCACUAAUGAGAUAUGGCUUUUGGUUGUUUUACGAUGCGUCCAAUCUAUUGGUACUUCGGGAACGGUUUCUGAUUGUUGGCAAGUUACCGAGCGAGGAGCAGCGUUUAGUAUCUUGUUUAUUGGUCAAUUCUUCGGCCCGUUGGUCGGUCCGGUCAUUGGUGGAGGGUUAGCCAGUGGAUUAGGGUGGCGAUCGACAUUUUGGUUUUGCGCCGGCUACGGUGUGUUCCUUCUUCUCUUUCUAUCGAUCUGUUUACCGGAAACGUAUCGUGAAAAUGCUCAAUGGGAGUUCAUACUUCCCAUCACCAGUGAAAAGCCCGUGCAUUCAUCACCUUACCCAAAAAACAUGCCGUAUCCAAAAGCAUUUUUUUCUCACAAAUUGACCCCCAGCGACCAGACCGCACAACCAUCCUACACCACUGUUGGCUCGCCUCUAGGCCAGUCGUCACCCGAUGUAUCCCGGUUAUUGUCAACCACGCCAACCCCUGCAUUAUCUACCACAUCUAUCCCAGCCUCAUCGUCGGCCAUCGGCACUUCCAUGAAAAGACGCUUCAAUCCAUUGGCAAGCAUAACCAUGCUAAAAUACACAUUUGUGUGGUUGACGGCGAUUCAAACCGGGAUAUGUUUUGGCACCAUGUUCACCAUUGAAACCAUCAUCCCCGAAUUGUUUGUGAAAGCGUAUAAUUUUCGUGCUUGGCAAACUGGGCUUAGUUUCUUGGGUGCCGGCAUUGGCAACUUGCUGGGAUCCUUGGUGGCCGGGAGGUUAUCAGAUUAUUUAUUAAAACGAUCGCGCCGCCAACGUGGAGGAAUUGCAAGAGCCGAAGAUCGAUUAACCAGCAACGCUUGGCCUGGUGGAUUCAUCCUUGUCCCGUUUGGUGUUUUACUGUUUGGCUGGGGUGUAAACGCUGAGUUGAUCGUAUGGGCUUCCAUUGUUGGAUUUGGUAUUGUGUGUUUUGGUAUGAGUCAAGUCUAUGCAGCUGGAUCAGCCUACCUGGUGGAUGCCAUUCCGGAAAAGAGCGCUUCAGUUACUGCAGCCGCCAAUUUGCUACGGAUGGCCAUGGCAUGCAUUCUCAGUGUCACCGCGCACCCAGUCAAUGACCACAUUGGUCCAGGGUAUCUGGUCACUAUCCUUGCCGGACUCAACUUUCUCGGUAUGAUCUGCUUCGCCAUUGUCAAGUUCAAAGGAAUGCACAUGCGUCGAAAAGCCGGUUUCCAAGAAUCCUAG
This is a messenger RNA of Radiomyces spectabilis, 1428 nucleotides long. RefSeq names its product major facilitator superfamily domain-containing protein. The coding region runs from base 1 to 1428 and encodes 475 amino acids. Gene Ontology annotation, molecular function: transmembrane transporter activity. Gene Ontology annotation, biological process: transmembrane transport. The record is from RefSeq and is a predicted model, not a curated record. NCBI's taxonomy places the organism in Eukaryota, Fungi, Mucoromycota, Mucoromycetes, Mucorales, Radiomycetaceae. The transcript is spliced from 8 exons.